Messenger RNA from Lolium rigidum, 1491 nucleotides. Its product is annotated as plant intracellular Ras-group-related LRR protein 2-like. The record is from RefSeq and is a predicted model, not a curated record. Lineage: Eukaryota; Viridiplantae; Streptophyta; Magnoliopsida; Poales; Poaceae. Gene Ontology annotation, molecular function: protein binding. The transcript has 3 exons. The coding region runs from base 1 to 1491 and encodes 496 amino acids.
AUGGCCGAUCCGUCCCCGACCUCACACCCGAUCCUCGCCUACGUGCUCCGGCGGCUCCCGUCGAUCAAGACGGGGUCCCCGAGGCUGUCCUCCCCGCGCGACCCCGAGCAGCCGCCGCCGCCGUUCCCGUCCCCGCGCGCCCCGUCGGGCCCCGCGGAGUUCGAGCUCGUGGAGCGCAUGCCGGGCCUGCGCCACCCGUCCGUCCUAGCCUCCAUGACGCGCGCCGUCGCCGACAUCACCUGCGCGCGCGACGCGAUCCGCCACCUCGACCCCCGCCCCGACCACGAGCUCGUCGACGCCGCUCGCGCAUUCCUCCGCUCGCACGCCCAGGGUCAGGGAGACCCCGUCGGGCCGGGGCAGGAGGAGAUCGAGGAGAAGGUGGCGGCGAGCCGGGAGGUGGUGCGGCUCGACGAGGAGCACGAGGCGUACGGGGCCCUGCUGCGGGAGGCGGAGGAGAAGCUGGAGCGGGUGUACCGGAUGGCCAUGCACGGGCGGGACGUGGUGGAGGCCGGCGGCAAGAGAGGGGAGGACGAGGGGUCCGGCGCCGUCGACGAGGAGGUGGUGCGGGUGCUCAAGGAGGCGGAGGAAGGGAAGGUCGUGGAGAGAGUGAUCCUCGCCGACCGGCAGCUGCGCCACCUGCCCGAGCACUUCGGCCGGAUCCGCGGCCUCAUCGUGCUCGACGUCUCGCGCAACCAGCUCCAGGCUGUCCCAGAUGCCAUUGGCGGGCUUGAACACCUGGAAGAACUCCGCCUCGCUUCCAACGCUUUGGUCGCCCUGCCGGACUCCAUCGGACUCCUCUCCAACCUGAAGAUCCUCGACGUCUCAGGCAACAAACUGAGGUCUCUGCCCGACAGCAUCUCGAAAUGCAGGUCACUGGUCGAGCUGGACGCGAGCUACAACGUCCUGGCGUACCUGCCGACGGGCAUCGGCCACGAGCUGGUGAACCUGCAGAAGCUGUGGGUGCACCUUAACAAGCUACGCUCCCUGCCGUCCUCCAUCUGCGAGAUGCGCUCCCUGCGCCUCCUGGACGCGCACUUCAACGAGCUCCACGGCCUGCCCACCGCCUUCGGCAACCUGGCGGCGCUCGAGUCGCUCAACCUCAGCAGCAACUUCAGCGACAUGCGCGACCUGCCGGCCUCGUUCUGCGACCUGCUCGGCCUGCGCGAGCUCGACCUCAGCAACAACCAGAUACACGAGCUGCCGGACUGCUUCGGCCGCCUGGAGCGGCUCGAGCGCCUCUGCCUGGACCAGAACCCGCUGGCCGUGCCGCCGAGUGAGGUGGUCGCCAAGGGGGCGGGCGCGGUGAGGGAGUACAUGACCAAGAGGCUGCAGGACGAGGAGGAGCGGCGGAGGAACGCCAUCGUGGCGGCCGAGAGCCCCAAGGCGUCGUCUCCGAUCGCGUGGCUGUCCCGCAGCGUGUCGUCGCUGAGCACCUGGGCGAAGCAGGAGACGGCGGCGGAGGAGGACAAGUUCCUCGAGCAGGAGCUGUGA